Molecule: messenger RNA, 1680 nt
Organism: Pseudogymnoascus destructans
Lineage: Eukaryota; Fungi; Ascomycota; Leotiomycetes; Thelebolales; Thelebolaceae
Exons: 5
Coding region: 1-1680 (559 amino acids)
Source: RefSeq, a predicted model, not a curated record
AUGCCCCCCCUCUUCUCCUUCAGCGAGGGCCUCGAGCCCGCCGGCCCGGACAGCACCCCCCUCCUCGGCCGCUUCAGGGCCGUCCCCGGCCCGAGCCUGGGGAAGAAACGGAGUAAGGGGGAGUUCUUUGGGAGUGUGGGGCCGAAGGGGGAGGCUGUGGGGUGGGUGUUGGGGUGGUGGGUUGCGAGGUGGGUGGUGGUUGUGGGGUUGCCGGCGGGGAUUGCUGUGGCGUGGUGUGCGAUUCCGUUUCCGCAAUAUGCGUUACCGCGGAAUGGAGGGGAGGAAGAUGGAGAUACGGAUGGACAUCGGGUGCCGGGCCAUGGACAGGCGAGGGUGCUGGUUAAUUUUUGGUUUUUUUUGUUUGUGUAUUAUGGGUUUUAUAACUUCACGGCGUUGAUGUGGAUCACAAAGGUCUUCAACAUCUACAGUCUAAACUGGUGGCCCCAAUCCCUCGGCUUCCCCCUAACCGUCUCCACCAUCGCCGCCCUCUCCAUCGCCGCCCCCAUCCCCCUCUACUACAUCCCCACCGCGCGCGCCUACCUGCACUACAACACCGUCUGGAUCCUCUGGACCUUCAUCACAAUGGCCAUGCCCGUCGCCGUCGCCUUCGCGAUCCUCACCUCGCACGAACGCCACCUCUCCCUCCGCAACUCCCUCUCCAACACCCAGCGCCUCUUCACCACCUCCUGGUGGGCGGGAGACGUCGAGUCCGACACCCUCGCGCGGCGGGACCGACGGCGUCCUCAGGCACUGCUUGUGAACUUCGAUCCGGAUGCGCCGCUGGCGAUUGAUAAUGCGGAGGCGCUGCUGCCGAGAGCGGCGCUGGGGAUGAGGAAGUUGUGGAUUCCGGCGAGUUUUGUGAGGUUUAUGUGGUUUUGUGCUACGUUGUCGAUUGCGCUCUUGGCGUAUGUGUUGGGGGAGACGUAUGCUGAGAUAUAUCUGCGUACGUUGCCGCAUGACAGUAUGGAGACGAUUGUGUAUGUGUAUAGCUGGGUUGUUACGAUUCACCUCCUCGACGGGCUGACGGGUUGGAUACUCGGGAGCGACGACGGGGAGCGCGUGAGUAGUUACCCAUUGGGGUGGGUAUUCAAACUCUACUUCUCCCUAACCUACCAAACCUACGUGCGCGCCAUAUACGCCCGCCUCCGCUCCCCCCAACAAUUCAUGCUCCUCCAGCUCCUCAGCUCCACAACCCUCAUCAUCAUCCACCCCCUCACCAUGUCCAGCACCUACCACUCCCUCCUCGGCCUGCUGCGCCUAAACACGCAAUCCUACACCACCUACGCGCGCUUCUGCCGGCGCACCCUCUUCAUCCGCUCCUUAGCCGAGAACGCCAGCAUGGCCGCCUUCCUGGGCCAGAUUUUAGUUCUCCACUACGGCGCUAAUAGAGACGCGUACCCGUACUUCGCGUUUGAUGGCGCGGAGGGGGGGGAUGAGGAGGGCUUGUACGAUUUUGAUCGUACGCUAUGGUUGGCGGCGGUGACGUGGGGGUGUGAGAUUGUGGCGGCGUGGGUGGUGAGGAGGGUGGUGAAGGGGUUAUUUGGGAAGGAGGUUGCGGGGGAGGGGUGGAGGGAUUUGAGGAGGUGGCCGGAGUUGUUGCCGGCUAGUGCGGUGGUUAUGGUGCAUGUGUUGCAGAAUAUGUUGUUUGGGAUUAUUAGGAUUAGGUUUAAGGAGCCUUAG